Molecule: messenger RNA, 389 nt
Organism: Mycena citricolor
Lineage: Eukaryota; Fungi; Basidiomycota; Agaricomycetes; Agaricales; Mycenaceae
Source: the annotation of a GenBank genome assembly
AACAAAUCAACGAGAUCAUCGCAUAUAACGAAAGACGCGCGGCGCAGGGUAUCGCUGGCUGACAAAUAUAGUUGCUGCCGUUUGGAACUUGGACCGAGUCCGAGUAUGAUAAUAAGCAAGUGACCUCAAAUCUAUGGCACAAACGUCUUACACUCCAUCGAGAAGCAUAGUCUAUCAGCUUCGACAGGACAGGCUGCAAGUGCUUCUGAGCCCGAGAAUGACAUGGAGGCUGUACUCGGGGACUGGAUGCGACAAAAAAUUGUAACCCUUUGCUGGGGCCUUUUCGAGAAGAUGCAUUGGCACUCUGAGGAGUUACCUGGAAUACUCUAACUCUGUGUUGUAUCAUCCUCGUCUGGACCUCGCCAGUAAUCUACCUAACUACCUACCAG